Gossypium arboreum is the source of this 4191-nucleotide messenger RNA. RefSeq names its product F-box/kelch-repeat protein At5g15710-like. The transcript is spliced from 2 exons. The record is from RefSeq and is a predicted model, not a curated record. Gene Ontology annotation, molecular function: protein binding. Bases 249 to 1565 code for a protein of 438 amino acids. Lineage: Eukaryota; Viridiplantae; Streptophyta; Magnoliopsida; Malvales; Malvaceae.
AUGUCAUGUCUUCGUUGGAUUUCCCAUGGUCUCUCUUACUUGGCACCAGUUUGGAGUUUGGCUUUUGGGCUCCAAUUUUCAACUUAAAAGUCCAUUUUUAUUUCAAAUAAUGACAAAAUAAAUCAUAAAAACGAAUGUAAGAGAGUCAUUGAGGUUAGGUUCCCUCAUUUCUAUGCCAGAAAUUUACUUCUCCUGACUUCCUCACCAAGAACUGAGAUAAAUCCUUUGAAUCUAAGGUUUGAGGAUUCAUGACUAUGGAUGCUGCUGCGGAAUCAUCUGAAUCUAGAUUAUCCAGUUCCCAGUUGAACAAAAACAAGCCUUUUCACAACGAUGAGAGUUGUCCUAAAGAAGUAUUACCUGUUAGGGGUUGUGGGUCGAGGAAUACAAGCCCAUCAGGUCGGAUAGGAUCGAGGAACACUAGUCCGUCUAGGCAGAAGGUGGUAAAGACUAAACCACGGGGUUUAGAUGAGGAGACGGUUGCUACAUUUGGUAAGGCAGUUCAUCCUGAUGUUCAAAUGGAAGAUAACAUAUGGGCAAUGUUGCCUGAGGACUUAUUUAAUGAAAUUUUGGCAAGGGUUCCCCCAUUUAUGAUAUUCCGGCUUCGUUCUGUUUGUAAAAGAUGGAAUUCAAUACUUCAAGAUAAUAGUUUUCUCAAGUUUCACUCAGAAGUGCCAUCUCAUGGGCCAUGUCUACUUACAUUUUGGAAGAACUCACAGACUCCGCAAUGCUCAGUUUUUAGUUUGCCAUUAAAAACAUGGUAUAGAAUUCCAUUCAUUUUUUUGCCUCAGUGGGCCUUCUGGUUGGUUGGCUCUUCAGGUGGUCUAGUUUGCUUUUCUGGACUUGAUGGUCUAAUUUUCAGAGCUCUAGUAUGUAAUCCUCUUACACAAACUUGGAGAACACUGCCAAGCAUGAAUUAUAACCAGCAAAGACAGUUGAUUAUGGUCGUGGAUCGAACAGACAAAUCAUUUAAAGUUAUAGCCACUAGUGAUAUUUAUGGUGACAAGUCACUGCCUACUGAAGUAUAUGACUCAAAGAUUGAUAAGUGGACGGUCCACCAGAUAAUGCCUGCAGUAAAUCUGUGCUCCUCAAAGAUGGCAUAUUGUGACUCCAGGUUAUAUUUGGAAACCCUUUCACCCCUUGGCUUGAUGAUGUAUCGUCUUGACUCUGGAUAUUGGGAGCAUAUUCCAGCAAAGUUCCCUAGAUCUUUGCUAGAUGGUUAUUUGGUUGCUGGGACACAGAAGCGCCUGUUUCUGGUUGGAAGAAUUGGUCUUUAUAGUACCCUACAAAGUAUGAGAAUUUGGGAAUUGGAUCAUGCUAAGAUUAUGUGGGUGGAGAUAAGUAGAAUGCCACCUAAAUAUUUUCGAGCUUUGUUGAGACUAUCAGCAGAGAGAUUUGAGUGCUUCGGACAGGAUAAUCUUAUCUGCUUCACAUCUUGGAACCAAGGGAAGGGCCUAAUUUAUGAUGUGGAAAAGAAGGUUUGGUCUUGGAUUGCCGGCUGUGCUCUUCAGUCAUACAACAGUCAGGUUUGCUUCUAUGAGCCAAGAUUUGAUGCCUCUGUCCGCUGAGCUGGAAAAUUUCCUUUGAGAUGACCUGUUGAGAGGUUAACUUGUGGCUAGUAGUUCCUAUUUCUUUGUAAGAAAGAUGAUAUCUUCUUUCACACCCUACUUUUUUCUGCUUCCUGCACAUAUUUUGACGGGAAUUACUUCUCUGCUGUUGGCGGAUUGUGCCACCAAGUGAUCCUUGCUACUGCAUCAGCAUCGUGAACAUAUCCUUUUCAAGCUAUUUAUAUCACCAACAAUUUUUAGGCACUUGGUGAUAUCAUUCCAUACCUGGACUGAAUGAGGCACAUUGACACCGGGCUGGGUUGUACUUCAAUAACUAGGUGAGGGCUGAACUCCUUAAAGGUGUAUAUCAUGGGACUAAAAGAAUUGUAAGAAUUUUUGCACUGGCCUUUGCUUACUAAUUUAACUCAUAAGAAAUUUCAUCUCGUAAUGUUAUUUUACUUUUGUUGCCUGUUGAUUUAUGUCAUAGUGGCUGAUGUAUGUCAUUCUGCUGACUUCAUCACAGCUUGUACACGUUGUACUUUCAGUGCUCUUAACUCUCCUCUUAGUGAUUGAGAAGCUCUUCUGGACCCUCUUUACUUUUGUUCUCCUUAAAUAAAUCUAUUACGGGUGUUUGAAUUCUUUAUAGAGGUAAUAUGAUAUAAAUUUACCACAAAUAAAAUAAUAAAUUGGUGUUUUUCAUGAUCUUCAAAAUUGAUUUAGAGCAUCCUUGGAUUAUAUACUGUCAUUAUUUCUCAUGAAAAAAACAAAGAAAAUUGUAACACUUGAAUUUGAUUAUGGUUUGUGAAGAAUUAAUCCAAUCUUGUGCUUACUAUGAACCGACACAAGAUUAAUUGUAUGCUGUCUUUUGCUGCACUGGAUGAAUCAACAUUGUGCAUUCUCCUUUUAGAUUAUUCAUCCUAGCAAUUUUUAGGAGUUUAUUUUUAACUAAUUGGAAAUGUUAAGGUCAUGUUCCCCUGAAAUAUGUUGGACACUCACACCUGAAAAUAUUUUAACUGGUACUGCAUUUGUUGUUAAUCAUUAAGCAAGCCUGUUAGCUUCUAGUUUACCUUGAUGGUUAGUUUCAGUAAUGCUUCUUGCUUGCUGCUGGAUGGUCGCCCUUUAUUCUUGCUUAAUUGAUGAUCCACAUGUUCUUAGAGUGACUUAAAAAUAAUAAUAUGCUUUAUAAAGCCAACAGGAGCAAUUAAUUCGUUUUCCAGAAUCGGGAUUUGGUUUUGGUGAGGCUGAGAGCUAGUAGUAGAAUUUGGCUAGUUUUUAUUAUUCUGCACAUGGCAGUCUUAGGCAGCUUCACCAACAAGGAAAACAUUGAAACUACAGAAACGUUGUUAUUCCAUGUAAAAUUUUCCAUAGUUUGCAGUCUGAUGACUCUCAUGCAUUGCAUCUGAUGUCAAUUGAUGAGGCAGUAUCAUUUACAAAUUUCAACUGCAUUGCCCGUUUGAGUUGAAUGAACAAUAAUGUGUUGAUUCUGGUUUCAGCAUGGUUGCUGCUGAGGAAGGUAAGUUCCUCUUCAUUACCUCCUACGAACAGAAACAGGGUUUGAUUACAUAUGAAAAUGAAACUUCAGAUCUGGUGCUAAAGGAGUUGUAUCAAUUCAUUAUCACCAUUAAUCGGUGAUAGGUUACAAACUAAAUAAAUUGCAAGAGAUGCUAGUUGUUAUAUCCUGCUCCUGUAGGGUAGCAUAUUAAGAAUGCUUUAAAUUUGAGAACAUUUGUUGAUUUGGGUUAAACUGUUGUAAUAGUAUAACAUAUUAAUAUUUUCUUUGCCCGUGGAUAACUGGAAAUCCGCGUUGUUGCUGCAGUGAAUUGAAUGUGUUGCAUAAGUAAUAGUGAGGAACAUCGUUCCGAGGAUUGUGUUUUGAACCACAUAUAGAAAGAUUAUAACCAUGUUGAAUAUUGAAGUAUAGAUGCAUCAUCAAAAGAAGCUGACAGGUUCUCAUUGAACUGACGGACAUAGUCUGUUGCUGUUGGUGGUUACCCUAGGAUGAAGCUCCAGAGUGUUAUUACUGCAACUGGAACUACUUCUGGGCUAUCUGGUUUGACCUUCUUGUUAAGUGGUUGAGCUAAAUGAUGACUUUGUUGCAGUGUGGGUUUACUUGGCUUACCUUAUUCUGAAUUCUGAAACAUCUUUGAAUUGACCUUAUCAAAUAAAACAACAUGAUGGAGCAGAAAUUGUUGAAGUUUGAAAGGACUGCAUGUACCAUUCAUCAUCCUCUCAAACCAUAUCACUUUUUCCAUUUAUGUUGUUCAAUUUUUUUUAAUGGUCAAAAGUGAUCAUUUAAGUAAAAUGAGACGAAAUUCAUCAUAUAAAUAAUAUUUUUGCCAAUUUUUUGGUGAGAAAAGCAAUAUAAAACUCUUCCUUUUAUCCUUUGUUCAAGUUGGUGUAUUUUUGUUUUUGUAUAUCCGUAGUAGGGCAAAAUAUUGGAAGAAAUGUUUCCAUUACAGUUUAAUCAUAGGAAUGAUAUUCCGUGUAAUUUAGGGAAGAUGGGUGAUAAAAUGGUAAAUGGAAGAUGGAAAGCUCCAAGAUAUUUCGUUGUAAAGGAAAGAAAAUUUAUUGUAUUAAAGAAGAAACAAAAAGGCAAUCUAAAAGGAAUCUUUUUAUUUUCUUGGAUUGCCAAAUAAUUUCUUGACAA